This is a messenger RNA of Trichobilharzia regenti, 4010 nucleotides long. Lineage: Eukaryota; Metazoa; Platyhelminthes; Trematoda; Strigeidida; Schistosomatidae. The record is from the annotation of a GenBank genome assembly.
UGACUAACAGCCAGCUCUCAUCACACUACUUGUAAUAAACCUCCAUGUUUAAUGAUAAUGUCUCAUAUAGCCUAGAGUUUGAAAAUUAUGACAAAGCUAAUUCCGUAAAAAUGGCCACAUAUAUGUCUAAUUCCGGUUAAACUUCUUGAAUAUUUUUACUCAAUAAAAUAAGUGUUUUUUUUGUAUUUUUGUUUCUGCUUAUGUUAUUCAUCGACAAUUAGUUAUUAGUCAGAGAUAUAUUUUGUUCAUGUAAUAUUUUAAUGACUGAAGUUGGAAUGAAAACCUGGGUUACAACAUGGUUCGAGGCUGCCUGCUGAGUGCUCCGAUACCCAACUGAAAAACUACAGUGCAUCAUACUAACUGGAUACAUAGAUCUUCUAUUUCUUGUUUCCUGUUGAAGAACUGGUCAUCGUUUGGAUUUUGGAGCUCACUCAGUGGGAAACAAUUUCAGUCAUUUCGAGCUCGUUGGUUUGAAUCCUGUUGCAUCCUGGGCUUUCGUUUCAAAUCCAACUAUUACUGAAAUUUAAAUUCUUUUUGGAACUUUGUCAUAUUUAGUUAAAUAUGCUGAACAUGGAUCUUGAAAACUUACUUCAAACCUUCAAUAAUGCCCACCAAAACAUCGGCUUUACUCAUAAUGCUGAAUCCGACGGAAUGUUCCACUUGCUCAACGUCCAUCUGACAAGAAACGCCAGCAACUCUUUGAAAAGAUUUAUAUAAAAAAAGACUAUAUGGAAUGGACAAUUCAUCAACUUUCUAGGAUGUAUGCCUCUAAGCAGAAAAAGGAACCUGAAUUACGCUCUUUCCUCAAGGAUUUGGAAGAUAUACGGCUAGGAAAUGAUUGACGAAGAACUGCGUAAUUUCCGAGGAACCCUGAUAGAAAAUGGUUUCCCACCCAGGUUCAUAAACAAGAAUCUCAAAUCAAAGAAGACUUCCAUACAAGUCCACUCCGUUCAGGAGAAGAUGCUUCUGCUUAAUCUAGGAUUCAAAAGUGACAUUGAAGCAGAAAUCCUUUGUAAACGCCUCUGCAAAUCUCUGAGGAAAACAUACUUCGUCGCGAGCCUAAGACUGACGUUUUCCUGCAAGAAACUGUCCAACCAGAACGCGGAAGACAAGCUGUCGCAUUGAGCCGCUUCAGCAUGUGUAUACAAGUUUACUUGCUAAUGUGGAGCUGAGUACAUUGGCUUUACGAUACGUCCGCUUGUAAAACGCCACCGGGAAUACUGUCCAGUGUGGUUACCAAAGGGAGAACACAAAGGGGUAUACAGUUCGAUAACAGAACAUCUGAUGAAUUCAGGACAUUCAGCACCAUUCGAAAAAUCCUCCAAAAUUAUAUACAAGAUUCAAUCAAACCUAUCCAAGGGAGUAAACUUAAAAGAUCUGGGCAUAGCCGAGGCACUAGCUAUCCAAAAGCUCAAACCCACGCUAUGCAUCCAAAAGAAAUACGUCCAACCCUUGUUCCUGCCAUGGCCAUCAUAAACAGUUAUUCAAAAGGAGUUGCUUCCCCAGAACGAUUCGUUAGAAGCCGAUUAUAUUUCACUAGUGAAAGUCAUAUUCAUUCAUUGCUCACGUGUUUAAGAUAUGGUGAUUUAGCUGAUGUUUUAACAGAUGAACAAUGGAGACGUGCUAUGGAUUAUGUAUCGUCUGUUUCUGAAAUCAAUUACCUUGCUCAAAUUGUGAUUAUGAUUUAUGAAGAUCCUACAGUGGAACCAAAAACUGAAAAAAGGUUCCAUGUUGAACUGCACUUUAGUCCUGGUGCUUUUGCUUUGUGUCAUGAUCUUCCUGAAGGCAGUGGAUUUCGAUCUGGUAAACUGGAGCGUCUCAAUUCUCAAGUUAGUGUAGUAAGUAGCGGUACAUCAGUAGAUAAAGGAAGCUCUGACUCAAUGCCUCAGUCACUGAUGCCAUCUAUUGGUCGUUCAGUCUCUACAUGUGAACAAGACAAGCGAAUGGUCCCCGAUAAACAAAGUUCGAAACGAUCAGAUCAGAGUAUUGAACAUUGUCCCAAUCCUGAGUCAUUUGAUUCAAGUGAUAUGUCGUUUUCUGGAUCUUAUAACAGUGAUAGGUUUUCUCGUUGUCCGUCGUGUAGGUCUAACAGUGUACAGUCGAAAGGUCUUCCCCCUUUAGAUAAUUUACGUUGGAGUUUCGAUAGCGAUAGCUGUGAUAUAUGCAAAGAUAAAAUGGAGUGUUGUUGUGAAACUUCACACAUCAAAAAUUUAGAACAGUGUUCAGUACGACGAUCAAAUAGUGUUAAAUUUUGUCAUAACAUUCUUCAAAAAGGCUCCUGCCCUGGUAAACAUGAUGAAACUUUGACUGUUAGUCACAGAUCACAAUCUCAAGGUCGUCCUUCUGUCCUGCCAUUAUCACCUGUGCCAUCCGCUUCUACCUUAGAAUACACGGGAACUCCUACAGCAUCAAAUCCGGAAGUAGGCGUUGGACGAUUCACUGUCACACGAUCAAAUACUGAAGACAAUAACCUGAGUCAAAAUUCCCCGUGUAGAUCAAAAAUGGAAAAAAUGCUUCCAUCUUUUUACACAAGUAGAUUGGGAGCAUGUCAUUUCAAACGCUUUCCACGUUCAGAGUUUUCCGAACAUGCGAUUCGUAAUCGAUCUUCCAUUUCAUGCUCCCCUGACGUUCACCGGAAAACAAAGGAUUUGGACAGUGCACUCCUGUCAAAACCCAGAUAUUCAUGUUUUACAAAAUUAUUUCAGCCAGGGAGUAAAGCAAAUGACUCAGGAGAUAUUAAGGAAUCGGAUUUCAGUAGAGAAUUAGUUCUUGAUUAUGCCUACCUGCGUAACAACACUUCACAUUUCUCUCCUGUAAUGCAAUGGCUUUCAAUGCAACCAGAAAACGUAGUCAAGUCCGAUGGGAAUUAUAAUGAAAAGGAUUGUGAUUUAGCCUUAAUCAGGGAAAAAAAAUCACGAGAAACGAUACCGUGCACAAAUGCAGAGGCUGUUAAAAAGGAUGAACGUAGUUCGGUUAGAUUAAAUCGUCAUCAUAGUGCUAGUUCCGUACGUUCACUAACCAAUCAAGUCACAUCUCCGAAAAGGAAUCUGGUGAUUCCCUUGUCCACGUCUCCUACACAAGCAUCAUUGACUCCAACUCUUCCUGAUGAACCAUUAUCUUCAAUACUUUAUCCCAGUGGGUCGAUUCAGUCAAUAAUGGAACCAUCAGGAAGUCAAACAAAUUCCGUUGCACAAACAAAUAGCUUACUACAAUCCACCGGACCGGAAACUGCAAUUGAUGAUGCUAUCAUCAAUCAAGCUUUGAAUGCUGUUACCUAUCCUAGUCGACAAAGUCCAUAUCACUUGGAUAUUGGACGUCUUAUUAGAGCUGUUGCUUUAGGUGCUCCGUUUGCUCCGCCAUUAUGUCGAAGUCUUAUUAGUACAGCUGUUAUCCGUGGUUCACGUGAUGAUGGCCAAGCAUCCAGUAGUGUUCCUGAUUUUAAACGUCUGUCAGAAGAUUUGAAUUUUGCACCACGAACUUUAACACCUGGAAGUUCUAAAGAUUUUCUGGUUCCUAGUGCACCGUGUGUUCCUGAAGUUUAUCCACUGGAAACUCUACACAAUGAUUUAACACUAAGUCAACUGGAGGCAUUUUUCGUUCGCUUAACCACCCAUAAAUUUCCAACUCCAUUUACAUCUCCCCAACAUCCGUCUACUCCUGUCAGUUAUUAUCAUCACCAUUCACAUCAACAUCAAUCUCCAGUGAAUCUUGAUGCCGCUAAUCGUUAUCAAGAUUCGAAUACUAGUAUUUUGAAUGUAUUUCCAGCCACUCUUGGAGAUGAUACGACAACCCAAAGUUGUUCUAAUACUGUCGAUGAAAUUCCACUUGAAACACAACAGAGUACAUUGUUAGAUGAAACUUUGGAUGUCACAUCAGCGAAACAGUCUAGUUCAGCUUUUCAUCUAUUUACCUCGAACACUAAAGCAUCAUCAUCUGUGAUGGAAACAGGAUAUCCAGAAAAAGAGACAGGAGAAAAACCUAAGCCUAAUCUUCCAUCUAGAGAUAAUUAA